AUUUUUUUUUUUUUUUUCCAGUUUUAUAAUCUGUGGGUGAGUCUGAUUGGUGGAGUGAUGUGCUUAGCAGUAAUGUUCCUGGUGGAUUGGAUCACUGCCCUCAUCACGUUCCUUGUUAUCAUUGCACUCUAUCUCUUCGUGUCUUACCGAAAUCCAGAUGUCAAUUGGGGAUCAUCAACUCAAGCACAGACAUAUAUCUCGGCUCUUAAGACAACUCUGGACUUGAACACAGUUGAGGAACACGUCAAGAACUUUCGUCCACAGUUGUUGGUACUCACCGGGUCACCUGGUUCAAGGCCGCCUCUCCUCGACUUUGCUCAGAGUAUCACCAAAAACAUCUCUUUACUUGCUUGUGGACAUGUUAUGCAGGGCCCCCAGUCCCAACGAGUACGUAAUUCACUUAGCAGACAAGCAUACAGCUGGCUUCACCGCCACAAGAUACGUGCAUUCUACUCUCUUGUUGAAGGAAACAGCUUGGAAGAAGGAGCUAGGAAUUUGUUCCAGCUUGUGGGAUUAGGCAAACUGCGUCCCAAUACCGUUUUACUUGGAUACAAAGCCAACUGGCGGAAGUGUGAUCGGCAAGAGCUCAAAGCCUACUUUAACACACUACAUGAGGCCUUGGACAUGUACUUUGGAAUCGCCAUACUGCGAGUACCACAGGGUCUGGACUACUCACAGAUCGUAGAGGAUGAAGACACUCCUGUGAUGAUGAAUGGCAAUGACACCAGCCUUGCUCGUGUUGUAGAGGAGAAGCCAGGUCAAUCUGCAGCAAACCAACUAACUCAUGAAGUGGCAAAAUUGCUUGGUGCUCUAAACUCUAACACACGGAGUACCUAUUAUCGGGAUGGUGCUGACAGUGAGGCAUCCAGUCCACCAGGCUCACCACAAGUUGAACGAGCAGCAGUAGUGAACGAGGAAGCUGCUAGAGAUAAGCAGAAGCAUCGCCUCUCUAUUGCCAAUUUGUACAGAGGUGCAGGAGGGGUUGAAUUGAGCAAAGAUGUGCUAAAUAAUAUUACUAUGUUCAAGCGGAAACAGAAAAAGAGUACAGUUGAUGUAUGGUGGUUAUAUGAUGAUGGUGGCCUGACUCUGCUGGUGCCUUAUAUCCUUACCACAAGGUCACAAUGGGCUGGAUGCAAGUUACGUGUCUUCGCUCUGGCCAACCGCAAGGAUGAACUUGAUAUGGAACAGAGAAGUAUGGCUAAUUUGUUGUCCAAGUUCCGUAUAGACUACAGUGAUGUGAUAGUAAUCCCAGACGUUGCCAAAAAAGCUGCUGAGUCAUCACGUAUGGAAUUUGAUCAGCUGAUUGAGGAUUUCAAAGCCAAGACCGAUGAGGAAAUUAGCAAAGAGAAUGAAGGUAUCCUAAUUAGUGAAGCAGAGCUCCUUGGUCAGCGUGAAAAGACGAAUCGUCAUGUUCGUUUGCGUGAGCUACUCCUAGAAAACUCGAGAAAUUCUUCUUUAGUGGUUAUGACUCUACCAAUGCCCCGCAAGUCUUCGGUAUCUGCCCCAUUGUACAUGGCUUGGUUGGAGACUUUAACUCGUGACAUGCCUCCAUUCAUCUUGAUUCGUGGCAAUCAAACCUCAGUCCUUACCUUCUACUCAUAAAACAUUUGCUCCAAUUCAUCCCCUGAGAAGUUCUCUAAUGGUUUUAAUAGUUGACCAUUCAUACAAGGUAUUAAUGAAUAUUUUUAUUGAAGAAUUGUCAGUUACAGGUUAAUAUGAUGUGUAAAUGCUCAUCAAUUGUAUGCCAAAUCCUUAUAAUUUUAAGUACUACAGGCAUCCCCAGGUAACAGAAUUUUGCCCUUA
Molecule: messenger RNA, 1803 nt
Organism: Homarus americanus (American lobster)
Lineage: Eukaryota; Metazoa; Arthropoda; Malacostraca; Decapoda; Nephropidae
Product: bumetanide-sensitive sodium-(potassium)-chloride cotransporter-like
Exons: 11
Coding region: 58-1602 (514 amino acids)
Biological process (GO): sodium ion transmembrane transport; chloride transmembrane transport; chloride ion homeostasis
Cellular component (GO): membrane
Molecular function (GO): sodium:potassium:chloride symporter activity
Source: RefSeq, a predicted model, not a curated record